UGCGUGACAAAUCACAGAAGUUUACCAACUGCAAUGAGAGCCAGAAGUGUCGGAAAUUGGACCUGGAGGAUUCAGCUACUCAUCCUGUUGAGUGGAGUUAUACUUUCCAUUCAAGCUGCUCCGGCGGAAAUGGCAGAAGAUGUGACCCAUCCACCGCCGACUUCCGCCGAUCAGUUGCAAUCAGAGUCUCGCUCCCGCAAAGAUGAUGUCCUGGAUGUGGACGAGGAUCUGGAUGGACGCAAUGCCUAUAUCAACAAUCAGUUUGUGCCCAGUGAGCCAUCUGAAGUGCUGGAGGAUGAGCAGAAUGCUCCGCUGUACGAGAUCCUCCAGAAGCAGAUGGAGCAGGUGCUGGCCUCAUCGGCUCCCAAUGAUCCUGUCUACGAGCAGCGGGAGAAACAGGAGCGCCGCGAGCAGUUACCACACCAACCGCCUUAUUUCUCUGGCUUAGAACGGGAUGCUGAUCCCGAGGAUGACUACGAGGACGAAGAGGAUCCAUCGGAUCAGGGUUACUCCGUGGAUCCAGAAAAACCCGAUGCUGUGCAAGGAUCCCCCGAGGAGGAGGAUCACAACGAGGCUGGCUAUCAAGCUCCAUCGUUGAGCCUUCCCAGCAGCACAACUCGCAAACCGCACAGGCGACGCAGCACAACCACCACAUCUCAGCCGCGAACCACGAGGACGAGGACAUCUGCCCAUCCCAGGACGACAGCCAGACCCUUGAACCAAACCAGCACCACUGAGCAGCCACUAGGAAGCACCACCAGUCACAGGCCCAAAAUUAGUUCAACUCCUCAUCCGGGAAAUAACCUGCCUAGUGAUCCACAGGUCUAUCAGCACAAGCGGCGCAUCGUCUUCAAAACCAUCUCAACUGGCUCGCAGUUCGUUAACUCUCCCAUUGGCGAUCUAAUGAUCAAGUUCUCCAUCGGAUUCGCCAAGCCAGCUGCUCCGGGUGGAGCCAUCAGCACCUCCGGCUCACCCAGUUCCUCCAACAACGAAGCCCUUCGUGCUCUCUCCCAGAAUUUGAUCCGAAACCUGGAGCUGCAGAAAUUAAAGAGAGCCAAUAAAGUGCAAAGGGAUUAAAUAAAUAAAUUAAUUAACUUACCUAUUGUCAAA
Drosophila takahashii is the source of this 1110-nucleotide messenger RNA. Its product is annotated as myb-like protein V. The record is from RefSeq and is a predicted model, not a curated record. NCBI's taxonomy places the organism in Eukaryota, Metazoa, Arthropoda, Insecta, Diptera, Drosophilidae.